AUGAAGGAACAGGAUGAAUCAGUGCUUGCAUCUACCAACAUCACACCUCUACAGCAGAUCAUGGCCUCCUCAGCUGGAGCUUUGCUUACAUCACUGUUUGUGACACCUCUGGAUGUUGUCAAGAUUCGACUUCAGGCUCAAAACAGGCCCUUUACCAAAGGGAAGUGCUUUGUAUAUUGCAACGGUCUCAUGGACCAUCUCUGUGUAUGUGAGAAUGGAAACAGCAAAGCGUGGUAUAAGGCACCACCCAGAAGAUUCACAGGAACAGCGGACGCAUUUGUCCAGAUUGUUAGGAAUGAAGGAGUGCGAUCCCUCUGGAGUGGACUUCCUCCAACACUAGUAAUGGCCAUACCGGCUACGGUCAUCUACUUCACCUGUUAUGACCAACUGCGAGACUUACUGAUCCAUCGCGUGAAUAAUGCCGAAACUGCGUCCCUCAUCUCUGGAGCCACUGCCAGAUUGGGCGCAGUAACUUUAAUAAGUCCAUUGGAACUGGUCAGGACCAAGAUGCAAUAUCGGCCUCUGUCAUAUUGGGAGCUGAGACAGUGCAUUGAGAUUUCUGUGGCCAAUGAUGGCUGGUUGUCUCUCUGGAGAGGGUGGGGCCCCUCUGUGCUGAGAGACGUCCCAUUCUCUGCAAUGUACUGGUACAACUAUGAGUUUGGCAGGAAGUGGCUGUGUCAGAGAUACAACAAGCUGGAGCCAACAGUUCCUAUCAGUUUUACAGCCGGCGCCAUGUCUGGUUCGAUUGCUGCAUUUGUAACUUUACCAUUUGAUGUUGUGAAAACUCGAAGACAAAUAGAACUUGGGGAGCUGGAGGCAAUGAAUAAGUCUCCAAAAAGAUCCUCAUCAACCUGGAACAUGAUGAUGAGGAUCAUAUCUGAGAAUGGCUUCAAGGGGCUAUAUGCUGGUCUUUUGCCUCGUCUGAUGAAAGUCGCUCCAGCAUGCGCCAUAAUGAUUAGCACUUAUGAAUUUUGGAAGGCCUUUUUCCGCAAGUUAAACAAGGAACGGCAGCUGAAAGCGUUGUGA
This is a messenger RNA of Staurois parvus, 1026 nucleotides long. NCBI's taxonomy places the organism in Eukaryota, Metazoa, Chordata, Amphibia, Anura, Ranidae. The record is from the annotation of a GenBank genome assembly.